This is a messenger RNA of Rotaria socialis, 1224 nucleotides long. The record is from the annotation of a GenBank genome assembly. Lineage: Eukaryota; Metazoa; Rotifera; Eurotatoria; Philodinida; Philodinidae.
AUGAGUUCAACUGUUUCUUCUGUAUUUUGUGCUAGUAAUAUAUCAGGUCACCAUAAAUUAAAUAAUGAAAUUAAUCUUUAUGAAGUAUUUUCAUUAUCAAAGAAUAAUCCAAUAAUAGCAUCAGCAUUUAAUAGCUGUUACCAAAAAGCACUUCUUUCAUUAAAUGAACACAUUGAAGGAAUAGAUACAACAACAGUAUCAUCUUUCAAACGAUCAACAUAUGAUGUAAAUGAAGAUGACUUUGAUACAACUGUUUUUCCAAAACGUUCAUUCACACCAUCAUCAACAGCCAUAUGCCAAUGGCAACAUGAACAAUUCUUAAAGGAAAAAUUUAUUCGAAUACUUAUUCCAAUUGUUGCAGUAAAUAUGUAUUCGAUUGUUUUACAUUGGCUUGAACUUGAAUUAAAAAAUGAAGAAGAGCGUGAAAGUAGAAAUGAACAAAACAAAAAUGAUUUAAAAAAUAAAAUAUAUGAAUUAAAAUCAAUGGAAAAUUCAAUUGAUGUUGAUAAAUUAUAUGAAUUUAGUGGAAAUUCCAAAGAUAUCUUGAUUGAACAAGUCGAUUGGAAAUUUGUUGCAACAAAAAUAAGAAGUAAAGGUGGCUUUAAAUAUUUUGAUGAAUUUGCUUUAAAACGUAUGUGGAAACAUCGAUGUCAAUAUGGAUUAAAGAACUCAUGGUCUGACCAAGAAGAUACAAUUUUAAAUCAAUUAGUUGAACAGUUCGGUUUUGGAAAAUGGAAUGAAAUUUCACAACAUGAAAUGUUUCAAAAAAAUAAAAAAUCAGCUUAUAUGUGUUCACAACGAUAUAUGUCGACAGCGAACAAAGCAUUUUCAAAAAGACGAUUCACGCAAAAUGAAAAAGAUCUUUUGUCAUCGAUGUACAAACAUCGCUGCUCAGUAAUAAAAGAUUAUCGAUUUUGUGUUUCUUAUGCUUCUUAUUUACUUGGUGAUCGUUGUCUACCUGAAGUCACUCACGUAUGGGCAUAUAUUAAUCCUGAUAUUAAAAAAAACCCAUUUACACCAGAAGAAGAUGCUAUUUUACUUCAAUACAUCAAUAAAAAUCAAUCGAUUUGCUGGGCUAUAUUAGUCGCUAGCCAUCUGCCUGGUCGAUCAGCGAUUCAAUGUCGACAACGUUAUUUUCAACUGACUAAACCUCAAUCGAGUAAAAAGGCAAAACGAACAAAUAAAAAAGUACAUGUAAACAAUAAUCAUUUGAAAAUCGUGUGA